Molecule: messenger RNA, 318 nt
Organism: Brassicogethes aeneus
Lineage: Eukaryota; Metazoa; Arthropoda; Insecta; Coleoptera; Nitidulidae
Source: the annotation of a GenBank genome assembly
AUGGAAAAGAAGCGUUUUCAAAGUGAAAGAGAUAGUCAUGGUGAAACUCAAAAUCAGCUUCGAUUUGAGAAACAAAGAGCAGCUAAACUCGAAGCUUCAUUAGCUAGAAUGGAGUUGGACCAAAAUGUUUCCAAUUAUGCUAGUUCUACAUCAAUCAUAAGAGCACAAGAUAACAUAUCAAAAUUAAAAGAUGAGCUUGAGUUGACCCAAGAGCAAAUAAAAGCGUUGAAAAAUCGUUUGGAAAUUGAGAAAAGGGAGAAAAAUUCCGAUUUUAAAGAGUUUUCGAAAAUACUACAAGAGUUUUGUAAAAAUACUUAA